Messenger RNA from Mycotypha africana, 438 nucleotides. RefSeq lists its product as uncharacterized. The transcript has 2 exons. Bases 169 to 339 code for a protein of 56 amino acids. NCBI's taxonomy places the organism in Eukaryota, Fungi, Mucoromycota, Mucoromycetes, Mucorales, Mycotyphaceae. The record is from RefSeq and is a predicted model, not a curated record.
GAAGUUAUUGAUAAAAACUUCUUUCAUUCCUAAGUUAUUAGUUAUUGAUCCUUUGCCACUUCUGCUUGUCAAUUAAGGCGCCAUCUUCACGCUUCGUCCGUACUUAUUUUAGUAUCAUCACAAAUUAACUUACAGUACACUGAAAGGCAAUCCUCUCUCUCUAAAUAAAUGAGUUCAUCUACAACACCAUACAAUAUGAUCAACGUUCAGCACAUUCACCUAUUGUACUUCUGUCAUGUUUGUAAGAAGCAGUUCGACAAGAGAGCCAAUCUGAUGCGCCAUUACCGCACUGUUGAAGGUAACGAACUGAAUAUAAUUGUUCAAAUAACCAGAAUAUAACAUAAACAUUUUUUUAGGUUAUGAUCUGCCUAAAUUAGGUGGCCGUUUCUAUAGCACCCCGAGCAUCAAGUUCAUUUCAGCAGCUCAGAGAAAGUUAUU